AUGAUAUGGGAGCUUGGUACAUUGAAUCUUGGGCCAGUGAAAGCCUUCAAUAUAAUGAGACAAAGAUACGGAGGUUUUGAAAAUGUUGGCGCAACUAAAGACGACUGCAAGAAUUUUAGUUCUAGGAUACAUAGCUACAUAGGAGAGUAUGAUGCAGAUAUGGUUAUCAAUAGGUUGAACGAUAAAAAGCAGUUUAUGGUUGAUUGUUCAUUUGUACAUUCAGUCGAUGAAAACAAACGAUUAACUGGCUUGUUUUGGGCCGAUGGUUUGUGCAAGCGUAACUAUGCCGAGUUUGGAGAUGUCAUAUCGUUUGAUGCUACAUUCAAAACCAACAAGUAUAAAAUGCUGUUUGUACCCUUUACUGGUAUUAAUAACCACUGUCGAAAUGUGACGCUUGGAGUCAGGUUGCUAGCAUCCGAAAGCACUGAAUCAUACAAGUGGCUGUUACAAUCAUUUUUGGACUCAUUUGGUAAGCAGCCGAAGGUGGUCGUCACUGAUCAGGACCCGGCGAUGAAACAAGCUAUCGAGGCAGUGUUCGAUAAGAGUAGGCACAGAUUAUGUAUGUGGCACAUAAUGAAGAAAGUUGCCGAUAAGGUGGGACAUGAGUUGUGUAACAACGAAGACUUUAAAAGACGUAUGUGUGACAUUGUAUGGACUGAUUCGAUCACGCCAGAAACGUUUGAGAGAGAAUGGAAACUGAUAAUGAUUGAAUUCGGUCUAACCGAGAAUAAAUGGAUUGACGAUAUGUUUGGCAUGAGAUCUUCGUGGAUUCCAGCUUUCUAUCGUCAUGAGCCUAUGUCUGGGCUCAUGCGGACCACCUCCAGAUCAGAGAGCGAAAACCAUUUUUUCUGUCAGGUGGCGAAUUCUCAACUUACCCUUGUUGAGUUUUUUAACCAUUUUGAUGGUGCAAUGGAUGUGCAAAGAUUCAACCAUUGGAAAAAUGACCAUAUUUCUAGAAAUACAACCCCAAAUAACUGCUCUCAAACUACCUUAGAGGAUGAUGCUAUGAAAAUUUACACCAGGUCCAUUUUUACUGAUCAACAGGCAGAGUUAUAUGGAACACUGUCUGAGUGCCUUCCUAUGGAGACUAAAAUCGAGGAACCUUUCUUGAAGAUAAGUAUGAAGGACUGGAAAGCCCACGGUGACGGCUUAUUAGAGGUUUGUUUCAAGAAGGGGGAGGAUGUAAUUGCAUCAUGUAGUUGUCGCAGGUUUGAACAAUAUGGAUUGUUGUGCAAACAUAUAUACUUUGUGUUCAAGAUGUUCAAAGUUAAAGAAAUUCCUAACAAGUACGUUAUGAGAAGAUGGAGCAAAGACGUGGUACCGAAUGAUCUAAAUAACACAUUUGAUUUAAGUGUUGAUAAUAAUGAUGGCCAUAAAAAGGCUAAAGAGGUUGUGUAUGAGAUAAUGCAGACCGGAGAGUAUCUUAUUGGUAACUUGAUGAGAGAUUUUGAUCAUCUAGUUAUAGUUAGGGAUCGGAUGAGGGAGAUGAAAGAAAUGGUUGAUGAACUUCGCAUAACUAAGCCCAUCGACCCUAAGUUUGAUAGAUAUUCAAGGUUAAUCGAUUAUGAGAAACCGAACACUGAUGUUCCACCUACAGUCCGUGUGCCAACAGGGCAAGCUAGUGUUGCCGAUAAGAAAGGGAAGAAAAGAAGAGUAAUUCAGUUACAGACUGAUCAUGGUUUAGUAGACGAAGAGGACGAGGAGACAGAAACCGGUGAGGGAGAUGAGGAGUAUGAGGAGGUUGACGAAGCAGAUGAUAGUGAUUCUGAAUGGGAAGAGCUAGACGACGAGUAA
Helianthus annuus (common sunflower) is the source of this 1794-nucleotide messenger RNA. RefSeq names its product protein FAR1-RELATED SEQUENCE 5-like. Gene Ontology annotation, molecular function: zinc ion binding. The transcript is spliced from 5 exons. The record is from RefSeq and is a predicted model, not a curated record. The coding region runs from base 1 to 1794 and encodes 597 amino acids. Lineage: Eukaryota; Viridiplantae; Streptophyta; Magnoliopsida; Asterales; Asteraceae. Gene Ontology annotation, biological process: regulation of DNA-templated transcription.